GGAGAGGCGAAGGAGGGCAAGGGCAAGGAGAAGGGCAAGUCCAAAGACUCUGGGAAGAAGGGCAAAGGUACCAACGACGACGGCGAAGAGAAGGGCAAGGGCAAGGGAAAGGGAAAGUCCGAGGAUUCGAAAGGUAAGAAGGGAGGUAAAGGCUUCGCAAAAGGGGGGGAAGGCAAAGGCGAAGGAAGCAGGAAAGCCGAUGCUACGCCCAGCCCGAAGACCGUGGCGGAGGUGGAAGCUGAAAUGGCGAAGGGCAAGGGCAAGAUUGAAAGGGUGAAGCGCAGCCCAGACUCCGGGGCCAAACAGCCCAUCGAAACGAAGGGCGAGAUUUGCCAGGUGCACAAGCACAGCAGCAUGGGCUGUGCUGUGGUGUCCAUGCAGUCUGCCAGCAUGCGGGAGGCCAUCAUGAACUUUGCCGAGCAGAGGUUCGGCCGGAACGCUGCGGGCCGUGUCCAGAUGGACAUCGGCGAGGUCAAAGUGCAGCUGAAGCGGCACACCGACAAGCAGACUAAGCGAGAGGUCGUCACAGACAUCUUCGUGGCCUGGGGCCACCAGCAAGAGAAGGACUCCCCGCUUACGGUGGAGGACAUCGCGGAGCGCUUCGACCAGCUCUACCAGGAGGCCCUGGCGUCGCCUGUGGAGGUGCCGCCGGCGAUACCAGGAAAGGCGACAGCUGCAUCCCCGCCUCCGCCAGCGGCUGCCUCCACUGGCCCAGCGGGUGCGGCAGCAAACCCUUACCUCAGCGCCAUGACGAGCAAUGCUGCCAUGAACCAGUACCUCCAACAACAGUACCUGGCACAACAGGCGGCUGCGAUGGCUUAUCACCAGCAGUUUGCGCAGCAGCUCAUGCAGAUGUACGGAAACCAGGGAGGACCAGGUGGCACCUCCUGGGGCAAAGCUGGCAAGGGCAAAGGCUUUGGUGGGAAGAGUAAAGAUGGCAAAGAUGGCAAAGGAAAAGCAGCGGGAGAGCCCGUACCAUUUUCGGCCCCGCCGGCUGAUGAUGCGCAGGAGGCGGGCCAGGCGGACCAGGGAAAUUCGCCGGAGGGCGGCUUGGCCGACUUUCAACCGGCAAAGCCGCGGCUCCUGCAGAUUGUGGACCCAAACAGUGGAAAGCCGAUCGACACCAUGGGCAUGAAUUUUGCCCCGCGAAAGCCGUCGACGCCACUGCAGAUCACCAAUCCCAACACGGGAGAG
This is a messenger RNA of Symbiodinium sp. CCMP2456, 1194 nucleotides long. NCBI's taxonomy places the organism in Eukaryota, Dinophyceae, Suessiales, Symbiodiniaceae. The record is from the annotation of a GenBank genome assembly.